CUCCAGCGUCCGGCCAGUCCUCCCAGUCCUCCCAGUGCUGCAGAACCUCCAUACAGAGCUCAUAGACCAGCAGCCCGGGCACGCGCUCGCUUUUACACAAGUUUUCGUGCAGCGCGUGCUGAGCAACACCUGCACGGAUACUCCUUUAAUUCGGUAAAUGAGGUCCCGCCGCGCGUGGGACCGGGACACGCACUCCGCAAACUUCUGCCGAGCGCUUUUAUUCUCCCCGGAGUUCGGGCUCCGCGCGCGGAUCGGUACCGGAGCUGGGCGGACAGGAGAAAACAUGGGCUCGAGGAUAGGUGUCCGGAAAGUCUCAGGACUGCUCUUCUGGCUUUUAGUGAGCUCCUAUAUAGUUCAGGUGGCGGAGAGCUCGAAGGUGUGGGGGGAGGUUGCUCUGCCGGAGGAUCUGGAAGCUUCUAAAGGUCAGAGGGUGAAGCGCAGGGUCGGGGAGGACGUGGACCCCGGCGCUCAGAGGAGGUGGCGGUACCUCGACGACGAUGAGGACUUUGCUGCUGAUGAAGCUUCAGGAGAUUUUAUCAGUGGGGAAGAGGAUGGAAGCACCCCUGAGCCGCCUGUGACUAACUCCACUUUAAUGCCAACAAUUUACUUCAGAGCUCUGGUGAACUUCACAGACUCCUUCGUGUACGGGCCUGAGCUGGACGACAUCUACUCCACUGCUUUCCAGGAAAUCUCUGAUGCUGUCGUUGACACGCUUGAGUCUGACUACAGCAAGAUACCAGGAGCCCAGACCGUCAAUGUCGUCCUCAUCAAGAAAAUUGGUAGAGAUGUGUUCGUGGAGCUGGACGUGGGCUCAGACGAUAACCCCAACGAGAAGCAGAUCAGAGAUGUGCUUUACUCUGUGGUCAGCGAGGGAAUCGCCUCCUACGUGACGUCGGUCCAGGGCUUCGAUUUCAGACGUCUCGGAGAACCUGAUGUCCAUGUGGAGCGUCUGUCCUCUCCAGUGAGACCUCCUCCUCCGCCCUGUCUGGAGAAUAUGUUCAGCUGUUCUAAUGGUGAGUGUAUCCAGCUGGAUCAGCUGUGUGAUCAGAUUGAGCACUGUGAGGACGGGAGCGAUGAGGAAAACUGUGCUACUGAUGCUCCAACUACAACCACCACUCGCUCCACAACCACGGUGGAACGGAGGCCCCUGCCGGGACCGGGCCCCUGCCGCGGGGACCAGGCCAUGUGCCAGAACGGACAGUGCAUAUCCCGGGAUUACCUGUGUGACGGAGAGAGAGACUGCACUGACGGCAGUGAUGAGAUGAAGUGUGGAACCCCGUCUCCCUGUGAACCCAACGAAUUUAAGUGCAAGAACGGCCGCUGUGCUCUGAAACUGUGGCGCUGCGAUGGAGACAACGACUGCAAAGACAACUCAGAUGAGAUGGACUGCCCUGUAAGAAGACCAGGAGAUGCCUGUGCACCGGAGCAGUUUGUGUGUUUGUCCGACCGCGCCUGCAUUCCUGCCAGUUAUCAGUGUGACGAGGAGCCCGACUGCGCUGACCGCUCCGACGAGUACGGCUGUGCCCCUCCCACUGUGACCAGCCCCCCAGAAGACUCGGUCACAGCGAUGCGCGGGGGCACGGUGACCUUCACCUGUAAAGCUGUGGGCGUGCCGACGCCCAUCAUUACCUGGAGGCUUAACUGGGGGCACAUUCCAGUCAGCAGCAGGAUCACGAUGACGAGUGAGAACGGACAGGGGACUCUGACCAUCCGCGACGUGAAGGAAGGAGAUCAGGGGGCGUACACCUGCGAGGCCAUCAACGCUAAAGGCCUGGUGUUCGCCAUUCCAGACGGAGUGCUGACCCUCAACCGUGUACCAAGUAACUGUCCUGAGGGCCACUUUAACAUCGGGGGGCGCUGUAUGCCCUGCUUCUGCUUCGGCAUCACCAAGAACUGCCAGAGCACCGGCCGCUACCGCAACCAGAUCUCCCUGCGCUUCGACGAGGAGGAGAACUUUAAAGGAGUGAACGUCUCUUACCCCAUUCGUCCGGGCGCUCCCCCUCCUCUCACCUCCACUCAGAUAUUAAUAAACCCAGAGGAGGAGGAGUUUCAGCUGGUGGACCUCUCCCGACGCUUCCUGGACCUGGACUCUCACUGGACUCUACCCAGGCAGUUUCUGGGCAACAAGGUGGACUCGUAUGGUGGAUUUUUAAGGUAUAAGGUGAGCUACUCGCUGCAGAGGGAAGGCUCUGAGCCGGAUAAUAAAGCCGAUAUUCUGCUGAUGGGAAACGGUCAGAGACUGGUGUACCGCCGCGGCUCUCCAACAUCACCUGAUAUCAAAAAUCAGAGAGAAAUCAAAUUCACUGAGGAGAACUGGCAGCACACGUCUGGGCGUUCAGUGACGCGUGAGGAACUCCUGAUGACCCUGGCCAACGUGGAGAGCAUCAGAAUCCGCACGGUCUACGAUAACCGCAUGGUCAGCGUCGGGCUGAGCGACGUCGUGAUGGACACCACCAGCGUGGAGUUCAGCCUGCAGGGUCAGCCUAAAGACGUGGAGGAGUGCAGGUGUCCACCUGGUUACUCCGGCCUGUCCUGUGAGUCGUGCUCCUCUGGGUUUGACCGGGUGCCGGGCGGGCGAUACCUGGGCACGUGUGCCGGCUGUAACUGCCACGGCCACGCCAGCGCCUGCGACCCCGUCAGCGGACACUGCCUGAGUUGUCAGCACAAUACAGAAGGACCCCAGUGUGACAAGUGCCGGCCUGGAUACUUCGGUGAUCCCAGCCGGGGCCGACAUGAUGACUGUAAACCCUGUCCCUGUCCCUACACAGAGACAAGCCGCAGAUUCUCAGACACCUGCUUCUUAGAUGUGGAUGGCCAGGCCACAUGUGACGCCUGCAGACCCGGAUACACCGGCCGACGCUGUGAGAAAUGUGCAGCUGGAUACGUGGGAAACCCUCUGCAGCCGAACGGACAGUGCGUUCCUAACGAAAACCCAGGAAAGUGCAGCAACCGAGGAAGCAUCAAUUCCAACAGCAGACCCUGCAGCUGCAAGGCGAACGUGGCUGGACCGCUGUGUGAUGAGUGUAAGCCAGGCUCCUUCCACCUCUCCGCUGAUAAUCCGGACGGCUGCCUGCAGUGUUUCUGCAUGGGGGUCACCAAGCAGUGUGCCAGCUCCACCUGGACCAGAGAUCAGGUGCGAGGCGGCGUUAACGGACAGCUCUUCUCUCUCGCUAAUGGAGCUAACACACGCACUAUCACUGAGGGCAUCUCUCAGAAAGGAUCUGCAGAAAUCUCCUACCGCUCCUUCAACAGCGUACCCAGCGACAUCUACUACUGGGUGAUGCCCGAGAGCUUCAGAGGAGACAAGGUGACGGCGUAUGGAGGAGAGCUGAGGUAUAAAGUGAGAUUUGAGCACCAGUCUUUCUCUCUGGUGAUCGACGGUCAGCCGGACGUGGUUCUGCAGGGUAACGGCAUCUUCCUGGAGCACUCGUCACAGACCAAGCCCCUCCCCCGAGUGCCCACCGUCGUCACCGUGCCCUUCAGAGAGUCUGCAUGGAGGAGGGCUGAUGGACAGCCGUGCACCAGAGAGCACCUGCUGAUGGCUCUGGCUGACGUUGCAGUCUUGAUGAUCAGAGCCACUUAUGCAGACAAAAUGUCGGAGAGCAGCAUCUCUGAUAUCCACAUGGACAUUGCAGUGCCGCACUCUACAGGCAAUGAGAGAGCCAUGGAGGUGGAAGAGUGUGCCUGCCCUCAGGGCUACAGAGGACCAUCCUGCCAGGAGUGUGAGGUCGGAUAUACGCGCACCGGAUCCGGCCUUUACCUCGGCACUUGUGAAAAGUGCGACUGCCACGGACACGCCAGCGAGUGUGACUCAGAGACGGGAGCGUGCCUGCAAUGCCUGCAUAACACCGCUGGACCGCGGUGCGAUAGCUGCCUCCCUGGUUUCUAUGGCAACCCAGUGACCGGUGGCAUCCACGCCUGCAGACCGUGCCCUUGCCUUGGAUCGGCCCCUGGCAACAAUGGAGCCAAAUCUUGCUACCUGGACUCGGAUGGACAGCCCACCUGUAAUAACUGUCCCCCAGGUUAUGCUGGAAGACGCUGUGAGAGAUGUGCCCCUGAAUACUCUGGAAACCCUGAGCUUGGACAGAGCUGCACUUACGAAGGAAACAUCGUGAAUGGAAACUGUGAAAGGUGUGACGCGAGAGGAAGCGAGGGCUGCAGCGCCAACGGGGUCUGCCGCUGCAAGAUGAACGUAGAGGGUCCAACAUGCUCCAACUGCAAGCCUAGAACCUUCCACCUCAGCCCUGCCAACAAAGACGGCUGUCUGAUUUGCUUCUGCAUGGGAAUCACCCAGCAGUGCACCAGUUCCUCCUACUACAGAGAUGUGGUCACCUCAGUCUUCGCUCCAGGAAACACUCAAGGCUACGCUCUUGUAAACCGGCAGCGUACGAAUCGUAUCACCAGCGGUUUCUCAGUAGAAGUCUCCGCAGACGGAACCACCCAGACGUCCUUCACCAACUUUGACCGCCUGGGCCAGGAACCGCACUACUGGCAGCUCCCGAACAGCUACCAGGGAGAUAAGAAGCAUCCUCGCUUAACUCGAUUGAAACGAGCGCACAAGCCAUCUACUGACGAAGUGCGCAAAAUUGACGAUGAAAUCUGGGACAUCAUCACCAACUUCACUUCCCAGAGGAAGGGAGCGCCUUUCUCCUCCUCCUCUUCGUCAUCAUCAUCAUCUUUCUCCUCCUCUCCAUCCAGAACCUCUUCUUCCUCCUCCCAUCCCUUUAGAGCCUCCGGUUCUGCCGGUCGUUCAGGUGGCCGUGUCCCCAGCCCCCCCUCCCCACCCUCUGCUAUAACCUCCUCAGUGAGGGCCAGUGGUUCCCACCAUGCUGCUCCAGCCCACCCCCCUCACCUUACUGUAGUGCAGGAUAAGCCGGAGAAGAACACUGUGGAACAUCCUGGUUCUUCUUCUUCUUCUUCUUCUUCUUCUUCUUCUUCUUCUUCAGGCUCCUGUGAAAAGUACGCUCUGGUCUACAAAGACUUCAGCUUACACCCUGAUGAUGUGCUCUUCUGGCAGCUUCCACCAAAGUUCAGAGGGGACAAGGUGGGUUCCUAUGGAGGAAAGCUGAAGUACACCAUCUCCUACGUGCCGGGAUCUAGAGGAGCUCCUAUAGACGAUACUGACGUUCAGAUCAUUGGUAACGACAUCACGCUAGUGGCUCGUCAGGACUGGCGAAGGGGACAGGGGACGAGAGAGUCCCGCAGCUUCGAGAUCGUCUUCAGAGAGGAUUACUGGAAGCGUCCUGACGGCAUGCCGACCACCCGGGAGCACCUGCUGAUGGUUCUGGCCGACCUGGACGACAUCCUGAUCCGAGCGUCCUAUCACACCGAGAUGCGCUCCUCCAGUAUCUCAGGGGUCAGCAUGGAGAUCGCUGUGCCCAACUACACAGGCCUGGCCCAGGCUCUGGAGGUGGAGCAGUGCCGCUGUCCUCCUGGAUACCAAGGACUGUCCUGCCAGGACUGUGCUCCAGGCUAUACUCGUACAGGUGGAGGUCUGUACCUCGGUCACUGUGAGCUGUGCGAAUGUAACGGCCACUCCGACUCCUGCCACCCAGAGACCGGCAUCUGCACAAACUGUCUGCAUAACACCAUGGGCGAGCUCUGUGAGCAGUGUGCCACCGGGUACUUCGGGGACGCCUCGGCUGGAACCCCAGAAGACUGUCAGCCCUGCGCCUGUCCACACACCGACCCCGGGAACCAAUUCUCCCCCACUUGUGAAAGUCUGGGCAGUGGUGAUUAUCAGUGCACCGCCUGCCAGCCGGGUUACACUGGGCAGUACUGUGAGCGCUGUGCACCUGGAUACACUGGAAAUCCACAAGAGAGAAUCAAGUGCCGCCCAACUAAUGUUCCAGCUGCUUCCUGUCAGGAGGUGAGGGUGUAUCCUGAGAGGGUACAGGUUCCUCAGAGUGGCACAGCUACCCUCAGGUGCCAGGCGUCUGGAGCUCCACCACACUAUUUCCACUGGUCUCGAGAAGACGGACGUCCAAUCUCCAGCUCUGCCGAGAGACGCAGACAAGGAGAGGAGCUGCAUUUCUCCAGUGUUCAGCCCGCUGAUGCAGGCGUGUACAUCUGCACCUGCCGAGACUCCCUCGACACCACCCGCGGCCGCGCUGAGAUCAUCGUAAGAUCCUCACCAACCAAACCCAUCGAGGUCUUCAUUGAGGAGCCCAAGGUCCAGAGUGUGGCAGCAGGAGUCACUGUGAACUUCAUCUGCACUGCAAAGAGCAAAUCUCCAGCGUACACCAUCGUCUGGACCCGGCAGGGUAACGGAAAGCUGCCCAACCGAGCCAUGGACUUCAACGGCAUCCUCACCAUCCAGAACGUCCAGCCGGAGGACUACGGCGUGUACGUCUGCACCGGAUCCAACAUGUUCGGCAUGGACGAAAGCUCUGCCGUCCUCCACGUCCAAGAAGCUAAUGCUGAGAUGUUUUACACAGCCUAUGAAAUGUUUGAAGGACAUAGACAGCCUGGUGAGGGUUCCCAGCCAGUGGCCACCAUCCAGCCACCAGUUCUCACCAUCCAGCAAGGUCAGCGUGCAGAGUUCCGCUGCAUCGCCAGUGGAAACCCCGCCCCCGCCGUCGAGUGGACAGGUGGUCCGGGUAAACGCAUCAGCAGUAAUGCUGUUAUCCGCGGUGGCGUUCUCACCUUCACCUCUGUGGAUCGCUCAGACGAGGGGGACUACAUCUGCCGAGCCCUCAACACCCACGGAGAGCACACAGCCCGCGCCGUCCUCUACGUCCACAGUGCCAGUCUUCCCCACGUUCAGGUGAGCCCACAGCAGGUGGAGCUUCACGAGGGAGAGACGCUGAGGCUGUACUGCAGGGCCGGGGGCACGCCCAGCCCCGGGCUCACCUGGAAGAAGAGGGGUGGGACGCUCCCCCCGCAGGCCAUUCCUUCUCACGGUUUCCAUCAGUUUAAGUCCAACAGUCUCGAUGUGUUACAGAGACGUAUUGAGGAGCUGCAGGCCCGAGUGGAGCGCACUGAUUUCGGGACUCUGACCGUACCGAAUAUGAAGAGGUCAGAUGGUGGGACGUAUCUCUGCGUGGGGACCAACGCUGUGGGCUCCUCCGAGGCUCGCAUCGAGGUCACUGUGGUGGAACCUCAUGGCACAAGUGAUGUCUCCAUCCAGCCCUCUGAAGCCUCUGUUGUUGAAGGAGAAACGCUGGACCUGAACUGCUUUGUUCCAGGAAACCCGCCUCCUUCUGUCACAUGGAGCCGAGCCAAUGGCUACCUCUCCCCCAACCACCAGGUUAUUGGAACGCAGCUGCGUAUCUUGCGAGCGUCUCAGGAGGACUCUGGAGAGUAUAUCUGCAGGGUGGACGGUGGUCCACACGUCCGGCAGGCGUCCGUAUCUGUCUCUGUCACCUCUGAGUCUUCCCGUCUCCAGAGCCCCAUCAUUUCUAUUGAGCCUCACAGUGCAGUGGUGAAGCUCGGAGAACCAGCCAGCUUCAGGUGCAGAGUUCACAGCGGAGCCCAACCCGUCCGCCUGGAGUGGAAACUCACCAACAACCAGCCCAUCCCAGAUAAUGCGAAAAUCAGCCCCGAUGGAUCCGUGAUCACCAUCACUAACGCCCAGUCAAAAAACAAGGGCACCUACCGCUGUGUGGCCAGCAACCCCUUCGGAAUCACUCAGAGUAUCGUGUCUCUGAUUGUGAGAGAAUCUCCUAGAGCCACAGUGACCCCUACAGGCCCGGUGCACAUGAAAGUGGGUGACCCCAUUAACCUGGAGUGCCAGGCUGCUGGAGAGCCACGCCCCUCUGUCAGCUGGCACAGACUGGACAACGCCCGCAAGACCAUGCUGAGCAGCCCUGUGCCCAUGGAGUCCAACGCUGUGCUGCAGAUCCUGGUUGCCCGUGCUGAAGAUAGUGGGACGUACGUUUGCACAGCGCAGAACAAUCAGGGAACGACUGAGACUCGGAUUGAAGUGAUUGUAGAGGGCGGACCGGCCGUGCCCACGGUGCCCCGUGCCAGCGUACGCGAGCCCAUGAAGGUGGUAGUAGAGGGGUCUACCACCACCCUGCACUGUGAUGGUUAUGGAUUCCCGAAGCCCACAAUCAGCUGGUCUAAGCUUCGCGCUCCUCUUCCCUGGAGGCACAAGAUCGUCAACGGCAGUCUGGUUCUACCCAGCGUGGGACGGCAGGACUCAGGACAGUACAUCUGCAAUGUCACCAAUCACAUGGGAACCAGUGAAGCCACCAUCAUGCUGGAUGUGGAGACUACACCGUACACCACCUUGCUGCCGGAUGACGUGUCCGUGAGAGUGGGGGAGGUUAUCAGGCUGCAGUGUCUGGCUCAUGGUACCCCACCCUUGCGCUUUGAGUGGAGUAAAGUGGGCGGGGUUCUGCCCGCCACAGCCGAGCAGCAGGGUGGUGAUCUCCAGAUUAACCUGGCGAGUCCUGAUGAUGCAGGAACCUAUAAAUGUGUGGCCAGCAACAAGGUUGGCCACAGUGAAGCGAUGGCUAAAGUUUCUGUGAGAUCACCCCUGUCGGUGCGAGUAUCUCCUCAGGUGGAUGUUAAGGCUCUGGGCAGCGCUGCAGAGUUCACCUGCUCGGCCAAUGGAGGCCCAGAUAUCAACCUGGAGUGGCUGAAAGAGGGAGGAGCCCUGCCGCCCAAUCACCACGUCAGAGACGGAGUUCUGAGGAUUGAGAACCUUGAAAAGAGCAACGAGGGAGUCUACAUCUGCAGAGCCACCAGUUCCUACGGACAGGCCCAGGAUAGCGCCAGACUUACUAUUCAAGCUCUGCCUAAAGUGAUGAUAAACGUGAGAACGUCGGUGCAGACGGUGAUGGUGGGUAACUCUGUGGAGUUUGAGUGCCAGGCCGUCGGCGAGCCCAAGCCCACCAUCCGCUGGAGUAAGGUGGGGGGCAAGCUGCCUGAUCACGUACAGGUAAAGGGAGGCAUGUUGAGGAUCAUUCAGGUGACCGAGGCCGACGCCGGACAGUACCGCUGUACCGCCACCAACGACGUGGGAUCUGUGCAGUCCACAGUGGUGCUCAGCAUCCAGUCUCUACCUCAGAUUGCUGCUCAGCCUGAAACGAAAGAAGUGACCGUGGGCUCUAAUGCAGUUUUCCCCUGCAUUGCAUCAGGAUAUCCAGUUCCCACAAUCACGUGGUCCAAGCAGGAUGCAGAGCUACCACCAAAAUCUGUACAGGAUGGCCACGUUCUGACAGUAUCCGAUGUUACCCACGAGGAUUCGGGCACCUAUGUGUGUACGGCCUCCAACAAGCAGGGCAAAGUGCAGGCCUUUACCAAGCUGAUAGUGCACGAGCGAGUGAUGCCGUAUUUCAGCCAGGAGCCUCUGUCGUACCUCACGCUGCCCACCGUCAAAAACUCCUACAAAGCCUUCAGCAUCAAAAUCACCUUCAGACCAGACAACGUAGACGGUCUCAUUUUGUACGCCGGUAUGAUCCUGUAUAACGGGCAGAAGAAGUCGAUGGGAGCUGAUUUCAUUUCUCUGGGUCUGGUGGGCGGCCGUCCAGAGUUCAGGUUUGACGUGGGCUCAGGCAUGGCCACCAUCCGCUACCCCACAGCCAUAAAGCUCGGCGAGUUCCACACAGUGCAGCUUUACCGUAACGGCACACAGGGAUCCCUCACCGUGAACCAGGAGGCUCCCGUUAACGGCAGCUCCCAGGGGAAAUUCCAAGGCCUGGAUCUGAAUGAAGAGCUGUUCGUCGGCGGCUAUCCAAACUACAGCAUGAUCGCCAAAACCACAGAGCUCAAGACCGGCUUCGUCGGUUGUAUAAGUCAGCUGAUCAUCCAAAAGGAAGAGGUGAUUUUUAAAGAUCUGGACAGAAGCUCUACUGGUGUUACCAACUGCCCUACCUGCAGGGACCGGCCGUGUCAGAACGGAGGAAUGUGUCAGGACUCAGUGGCCAGUCUGUAUAAGUGCAGCUGUCAGAGAGGAUUCACUGGGAGCAACUGCCAGCACCAUUCCUCCCAGCACUGCCAUCCAGAGGCUUGUGGUCCGGAUGCCACCUGCAUUAACAGACCCACCGGCACGGGCUACGACUGCCGAUGCCACCUCGGCAAACAUGGACACAAGUGUAUGGACGGUACACUGGUGACCACGCCUCUGUUCGAUGGAGAGGACUCGUACAUCGCGUAUCCUCCUCUCACCAACAUCCACAACGACCUGCGCAUCGACAUGGAGUUCAAACCCAUGGACUCCGAUGGCCUGAUGUUCUUCAGCGGAGGGAAGAAGAUGAAAGUGGAGGACUUUGUCGCGCUCUCUAUGGUGGACGGUUAUGUGGAGUUCCGCUACGAGCUCGGCACAGGCCAGGCGGUUCUGCGCAGUCAGGAGCGCGUGACUCUGGGUCAGUGGCACCGCGUGGCUGCGGAGCGUAUUAAUAAGGAUGGCUCGCUGAAGGUGAAUCACGCCAAGGUGAUCAGGAUGUCGUCUCCUGGAAAAGCGCAGGGACUCAACAUCCACACCCCCAUGUACCUGGGAGGAGUUCCCAGCAUGAACAUCCUGCCCAAACCCGCUAAUGUCAGCAUGCUGUAUGACGGCUGCAUCGGAGAGGUAUCCAUCAACGGCAAGAAGGUGGAUCUAUCCUACAGCUUCACAGAGAGCAAAACUAUCAGUCAGUGUCUGGACGAGAGCCCCUGUGACCGCAGACCCUGCCAGAACGGCGGCAGAUGCAUGCCCAGCGCAGAGUACGAGUUCCAGUGUCUCUGCAGAGACGGAUACGAGGGAGAGCGCUGUGAGGUGGUGAGGGACACAUGCCAGGACUCCUCUCAGUGUCAGAACGGCGGGAACUGUGUGGACAGUCACUGCGUGUGUCCUGCAGGCUUUACGGGACUGUUCUGUGAGGAAGGACAGGAGGCGGUCCCCAGCGAGGCGCAGUGGAGUUUGGAGGGCAGCGGGGUUAAUGAUUCCCCGAUCCAGUACUCGGCGUAUUUCCACGAUGACGGAUAUCUCGCCCUUCCCAAGCCCAUGUUCCCGCGUAGUGCUGCUGACUCUCCUGAGACCAUUGAGCUGGAGAUAAACACGGCCUCUUCAGACGGCCUCAUUCUGUGGCAGGGAGUGGAGCCUGCAGCCGCCCUGAGCCUCCGCAAGCUGCAUGCUAGCAAAAAGGUGGCAGCUCUCCGCAAGCAGUCACGCUCUCAAGAACAGGGAGAUCAGGGAAAAGGGAAGGACUUCAUCAGCCUGGGACUACAGGAUGGACACCUGCUCUUCAGUUAUCAGCUGGGCAGCGGGGAGGCGAAGAUCCUCUCCAGAGAGCGCAUCAAUGACGGACAGUGGCACAAAAUCACUGCAGUCAGGACAGGUAAACUGGGCUAUAUCCAGGUGGAUAAUGGCACAGCUCGGCGUGGACAGUCACAAGGCAAGAGCAUCAUGGUGAACACCAAAGGCAACAUAUAUUUGGGAGGAGCUCCGGACAUGUCAGUGUUGACUGGAGGGAAGUUCUCCUCGGGGAUCACGGGCUGUGUGAAGAACCUGUCGCUGAUGAACUCCCGGCCGGAGGAUCAGCCGCCGCGGCCCAUCGACCUGCAGGUCCACGCCGAGGGGGGCGUCAACGUGCAGCGCUGCCAAUCAUAAUCCAGAACACUGCACCACCAAUCAGAGACUGAGCUCACACACACACACACCUUAUACACACAACUUACACGCCGUGAAAGAGACGCUGGUCUCUGAGGAAUAUCGGACUACAGACGGUUUUAAAGCUUUGUUUUAACGAACACACACACACACACACACUUAUACACACACACACACACACACACUCUCUCUCGCUCACUGACGCAUUUUCUUGGUGCCUUGCUGCUGCCAAAUAUCCACACACACACACACACACACACAUAUACACAGAUACUAAUGCGAAAAAGAUUCUUUCACUCUGUGUUGCAUUAAAACCAAAAAACAAGAAAACCAAGAAAAAACAAACAAACAAACAAACAAACAAAUACUCUUCAUUAACACGUCUUCACUUUCUCAGUGUUGUUUUCUCAAUGAAGGACGAUUAACACGGGAUGUCCAGUUCAGUUUACAUAGUCCUGCAGUAGCUUUCGAUGUUGUUUUUUUAGCCAUUAAAAAAAAAAGGAUGAAAAAAUAUAUAUAUGAAAAAAAAAAUCUUCAGCGAUGGGUCAGAUCCUAUGGAGUCGGAGGCGUUUUUACAGCACUGAAUUUUUAUUUAUAUACAUAUGAAUAUAUGAAUCUAUAUAUUAUAUAUUUGUCGGGGGUGGGGCCGGAAAUGAACCAUUAGCUUUCUCCUCUUGUUCUUUUUUUUCUUUUUUUUUGUUUUAUUUUUUGCUUUCUUAGAGUCAACACUAGGUCCUUAAUAAUUAAGAUUAAUGUGUGUCUGAGGCUUUGUGGCUUUGUGGGCCGAGCUGUGUUAAUACUUGAAGACUCUGCAGCCCUCUUCUUCUUCUUCUUUUCCUUCUUCUUCUUCUGUUUAUUUUUUCCUCUCUGUCUCUGUGGGGAGGGGGAGGAGGGAUCAGUGGGGACGAGCGUGCAUGAAAACACAGGGUCAGGGGUUUGUUUUCACUGGGAAAAGGUCCUAGCACCAUCGUGGAGGCAUCACGGACGUAGAUGUACAUGUUACAGACCUACGUAGCUAAUAAUAUCAUGGUAGGGAUGGCAUAAAGUUAUCCAAAAGCAGUGUGUAAAACUGGUGGAGGAGAACAAGAUGCCAAGAUGCAUGAAAAAAACUGUGAUUAAAAAUCAGGAUUAUUCCACCAAAUAUUGAUUAUUUCUGAACUCUUAAAACUUUAUGAAUAUGAACAUGUUUUCUUUGCAUUAUUUGAGGUCUGAAAGCUCUGCAUCUUUUUUGUUAUUACAGUCAUUUCUCAUUUUCUGCAAAUAAAUGCUCUAAAUUACAAUAUUUUUAUUUUUGGAUAUAUCUGUGAAUCAGCUCACAGAUGCAGGCUUGUGCUGAUCCACAUCACCCUAGGAGUGAUGAGGGGAAAGAAAAGAGCGCCAUCUACUGUACUACUGUACCCACCCAGAGAGAGAGCAAGACCAGCUGUGCUCUCUCAGGGCUCUGCCAGCUGAUGGCAAGCUGCAUGACCGGGAUUCGAACCAGCGAUUAAAUAUUAUUUUAUAUCUUAAGCAAGAUUACUUUAUUUCCAUUUUUUUUUUUUUACACAUUUCACUUACACACGCUUUCUCUGUUCAUUUAUAUGGUAUGAAUUUGUUUGAGAUAGAUAGAUAGAAUAUCUGAUUCCUGUCAUGUAUCUCUGUCUGCUAUCUGGGUCUGUAAUAAAAUGUACAUCUGGGUCUGUAAAAAGACACAUCUCAGGUGAAGAGAACAGCGAACAAACAGAAGCCAAUUAAAAGCCGAGACGAGAAACAAGAAGACUUUGGGAGACUUUUUUAUACGCAGUUUAUGUUUGGAAAGUUUGGAGAAAGAUCAUAACCCUUCUGUGCAUGCUAUCCUCUUUGUGUCUGGUGUAUAAAAAUAAAUAACAGAGAUAAACUAUGGUGCUAAAUUCAGACAUGAUGGACAAAACCACACUACAAGCACAUCCUCACCUGUUCUGUCUUCUGCCAGAAACCUUUCUUUCCCUAAGAGUGUCUCUCACGUCACAAGUGUGUUUUGUAAAGUAGCCAUUUUCACAUCUUUGCAAUAAAACUACUUUUUGUGCUUUUUGUCGACCCACAGCUGAAGAGCUGAAUCAGUGUUUUCUUCCCGGGAGCCGUGCGGGAGCUUUAUAUCUGAGUUUGGACUGCAAUGUUUUAGUGUAAAUAGUUCCUAACAGUUCAGUUUAGUGAUAUCGCUCAUUUUCUCACAUCCAGAAUCGAAAUUCAUUGAUUAUCAGUAGAUUAUCUAUGAUGUAUAUCUCUGAUUAUCUCUGUCUCAGAUAAAGUGUUGAUGAUAGACGUUUAUCAGAUCUCUUCUGAAGGGCUUAUUUCUUACAUGUCUAACAUUUUAGAACGCUUACUUAUUUUUUAUGUUUACUGCUGACCGUUUCUGUAUGUUUGCUGUUUGUGCCAAGAAAGUUGUCUUUUUGUUUUUUUAUUUUCUUUUUCUUUUAGUUUUUCUUUUCGUUUUAAUCCUGCAGGAGUCGUAAACUCUUGGACCCACCUCAGAAUAAAACUGAAUGAUGUCUGUUUGA
Molecule: messenger RNA, 14055 nt
Organism: Astyanax mexicanus (Mexican tetra)
Lineage: Eukaryota; Metazoa; Chordata; Actinopteri; Characiformes; Acestrorhamphidae
Gene: hspg2
Product: heparan sulfate proteoglycan 2
Exons: 88
Coding region: 158-11539 (3793 amino acids)
Molecular function (GO): calcium ion binding; protein binding
Source: RefSeq, a predicted model, not a curated record